This is a messenger RNA of Acanthosepion pharaonis, 1560 nucleotides long. NCBI's taxonomy places the organism in Eukaryota, Metazoa, Mollusca, Cephalopoda, Sepiida, Sepiidae. The record is from the annotation of a GenBank genome assembly.
AUGUUACCUCUCAGCAGCUAUCUAAAUCUUUUCACAUCUAUCUAUCUAUCUAUCUAUCUAUCUAUCUAUCUAUCGCUUUUUUCUUAUAAAUUUUUAUUCUUUCUUUCUUUACUUCCUUUCUUUCUUCCAUUCUCUCUCUCGUUCGUUCAUUCAUUCAUUCUUAAUUUCUUCAUUUCUUCAUUUCAUUCUUUCUCUCUCAAUCUUCGCAUUUUUCAAUUUCAUCUGUAUUCCUUUCUAAAUUUAUUCUAUAUUAUUCUUUCUUUCUUUCUUUCUUUCUUUCUUUCUUUCUUUCUUUCUUUCUCAGCCUGUCCACCGAUCUAUCGCAAUCUUUUUUCUCCAUUACUAUCUUCCUUUCAUUGUUCCCACUCAAUUUGUAUACACAACUAUCACAUUUUCUUUCUUUCUUUCUUUCUUUCUUUCUUUCUUUCUUUCUUUCUUUCUUUCUUUCUUUCUUUCUUCUCUCCGUCCUUUUGUUCUCCUCCUCUGAUAUUACAAUUCUUUCUUUCUUUCUUUCUUUCUUUCUUUCUUUCUUUCUUUCUUUCUUUCUUUCUUCUCUCCGUCCUUUUGUUCUCCUCCUCUGAUAUUACAAUUCUUUCUUUCUUUCUUUCUUUCUUUCUUUCUUUCUUUCUUUCUUUCUUUCUUUCUUUCUUUCUUUCUUUCUCAGCCUGUCCACCGAUCUAUCGCAAUCUUUUUUCUCCAUUACUAUCUUCCUUUCAUUGUUCCCACUCAAUUUGUAUACACAACUAUCACAUUUUCUUUCUUUCUUUCUUUCUUUCUUUCUUUCUUUCUUUCUUUCUUUCUUUCUUUCUUCUCUCCGUCCUUUUGUUCUCCUCCUCUGAUAUUACAAUUCUUUUCUUUCUUUCUUUCUUUCUUUUUUUCUUCUCCGUCCUUUUUGUUCUUUCUGAUAUUACAAUUCUUUUCUUUCUUUCUUUCUUUCUUUCUUUCUUUCUUUCUUUUCCGUCCUUUUUUGUUCUAUCCAAUCUUUUUCUCCAUUACUAUCUUCCUUUCAUUGUUCACUCAAUUUUUACUUUCAUUUUCUUUCUUUCUUUCUUUCUUUCUUUCUUUCUUUCUUUCUUUCUUUCUUUCUUUCUUUCUCAGCCUUUUCCUGUUCUUCGCAAUCUUUUUUUCUCCAUUACUAUCUUCCUUUCAUUGUUUUCAAUUUUAUUUAUUUUCUUUUCUUUCUUUUUUUCUUUCUUUCUUUCUUUCUUUCUUUCUUUCUUUUGCCCAGUCCGUUCAUUUAUUUAUCUCUCUUAUUUCUGUUAUCUUUUUUUUGCCCAUCUAUUCAUCUAUCUAUCUAUCUAUCUAUCUAUCUAUCUAUCUAUUAGUCAGUUCAUAUCUAAGUUUAUCCAUAUCAAUAUCUCACCUGUUCUCUAUCUAUCUAGAACAAGAGAGAGAAACAAGUCGAUCGGUUCAUACUUACCUCUCCAUCUCAUUUUCUUCAAAUCUCUUUUUAUCUGUUUGAAUCACUCCAUCUCAGUCUAUACGAACCUAUCUAUCUAUCUAUCUAUCUAUCUAUCUAUCUAUCUAUCUAUCUAUCAGCCUUUUCGUGUCUAUCAAUAA